This is a messenger RNA of Chara braunii, 3836 nucleotides long. The record is from the annotation of a GenBank genome assembly. Lineage: Eukaryota; Viridiplantae; Streptophyta; Charophyceae; Charales; Characeae.
GAGUGGCCUCCAUUGUGUUAGCAAGGUUCCAGCCGCCUCUUGCACCGCACCCAGCAGCAGCAGAGGAGACAACGGUAAGCAAUCAGAUGGGGGAAGUCCCGCCCCUGCCGACCCUUCAGCCACCAGUCCCGCCACCGGACCCGGCCCCCCCGGACCUAGACGAGGACACACCACUGGAUCUUGUGAGAAGAAGGAAAUUAAGGCAUCUGAUGGAGAUGGGCCAGGACACGGGACCGCUGUCGCAAGAGGCGAUGCUGCUACUCCCGGUCCGAAAGAAAAACGGGAAAUGGGAGGUUGGCCUGACACCGGUUGAUAAUGGCAAAAUGAAAGGAGUCACACUGCAAGACUACAAAUGGCAGAUCCUAUCUAGCCUAGACUACAAUGCCGCUGAUGACAACAACAACUCCCCGAAGUACGAGCAGAUCUCGGACAAUGCCGCACGCUUCAAGCACCAGGACGACGAGGACGAGGCGUGGAUGCGAUGUCGUGGCGUCGAUGACGUGGCACAGCGGUCGGCGGCGUUGUCGAUGAUGUGGCACAAUGGCGGCGACGAGGAGGAGCUUCUUGCUCCGAUACCACGAGCAGGCGUAAAUAAUCCUGUUAUGCUGUUGGAUGAGAUUGACAAGACGGGUGUGGAUGCUCGUGGAGAUCCUGCAGCAGCUCUGCUUGAAGUCCUUGAUCCUGAGCAGAACCGAGCCUUCAAUGAUCACUAUUUGGGCGUGCCAUUCGACCUCUCCAAGGUAGUGUUUGUGGCAACCGCCAAUCGCUCUUCGCCAAUCCCACCUGCAUUACGUGAUCGCAUGGAAAUGAUUGAGAUUCCUGGGUACACACCUGAGGAGAAGCGAAGAAUCGCUAUGCAGCAUCUGAUACCACGAUCCUUGGAACAACAUGGCAUAAGUCCGUGGCAGUUGCAAAUACCCGAGGAAACGGUUGAGAUAUUGAUUUCGCGCUAUACACGAGAAGCUGGUGUGCGUAAUCUGGAUCGUCAUCUGGCGGCGCUUUGCCGUGCAGAAGCAGUGCGUGUGGCAGAGGCACGGACAAGAAUGCAGCAGAUGGAGAAAGAUAUUCAGCCUUCUACAGCAGCACUUAUGCAGGGAGUGGUUGGGGGUGUGGGUGGCGGAGGGGAUAUGGAACUGGAAGUGGAUGCAGCUGCAAUGGCCUCUGGAUUACAAGGGAAAAAUGCGGCUGCAACAGUGUCGAUUUGCAUUGAACCGAUUGUGGUAGAUGAGGCCUUACUUGAGAUCGUUCUCGGGCCACCAAAGUUCGAUGGAACAGAAGCUGCAGAAAGAGUCUCAACCCCUGGUGUAGCAGUGGGGCUUGUGUGGACUGCUGUUGGCGGGGAGGUCCAGUUUGUUGAAGCCUCGACAAUGAGUGGAAAGGGCGAACUGCAGCUCACCGGCCAGCUCGGGGACGUGAUCAAGGAGUCUGCACAGAUUGCAUUGACGUGGGUCAGAGCACGUGUGGUUGAGCUCUCUCUCAUGGUCGGAGCUGGGGAUAAUCUGAUGGAUGGACGAGAUGUCCACAUCCAUUUCCCCGCGGGUGCUGUGCCCAAAGAUGGCCCAUCUGCUGGAGUCACUCUCAUAACUGCACUGGUGUCACUGCUAAGCAAGCGAAGUGCUCGAGCUGAUACAGCAAUGACCGGAGAGGUCACACUUCGGGGGCUUGUCUUACCUGUUGGAGGGGUUAAGGAAAAGGUUCUUGCUGCUCAUCGAUAUGGCAUAAAGCGGGUGAUACUUCCUCAUCGCAAUGUCAAGGACUUGCAGGAUGUUCCUGCGGAGAUUGUUGCACAAAUGGAGGUACUACCUGUGAAGAAUGUUGAGGAGGCUCUCCAUCAUGCGUUUGAGGGUGGCUGUCCAGUUCUUCCAAGGAGCAAGCUCUAGCAGACUUCUUGGGAAGGGUCAGAGAGCUAGCUGAAAACAGCCAUUGCCACUCAUGGUCCCUACAGAUUGUGCUGCCGUCAUUUUAAGUCUUCCACUGUCCUCCAUAUCAUCUCUUCCCUCGCUCCUGCCUUGCUCCCGCCAUCCCUGUAUCCCUUCUCGUCUGUCUCUUGUGCACUCGGCCGCCCAUGCAUAUGUGUGCACAUGCACUUAAAGGGUCAGCGAGCUAGCUGUAAACAGCCAUCGCCACGCAUGGUCCCUACAGAUUCUACUGCCUUCAUUUUAUGUCUUCCACUCUCCUCCAUGUCAUCUCUUCCCUCGCUCCUGCCUUGCUCCCGCAAUCCCUUUCUUCCUCUUGUGCACUCGGCCGCCCAUGCAUACGUGUGCACAUGCACUUGAUUCCUAUUGAAGUGUUCAACCCUACAGGGGAGGGAAGCUAAUCGCACGCGAGCGGACAGAGAGGGGAUCUGCAAACAGUGGUUAACAACAUGUGAUCUGAAUCAUUAGAGUCUUAUUGAAGACAUGGUGAGAGUGGCUGCAGUCUGCUGAGCAACCCAAGACCUGGUAUCUGCUCUUUGCACACAAGAGAUCAAGAUUUGGUGUUUCACAAGCACAAGCACAAUCACAAUCACAAUCACAAGCACAAGCACAAGCACAAGCACAAACAAUCAGAAACAUCUAUGCAAAUGAAAUGCAGAGGCAAGUUAGGGAAGGGGGAGGAUCCCUGGUCCUAAUCCUUGUUCUUAAUCAUAUUCCAACUUCCAAGGAACGAGCUAUGCGUGGCUCGGAAAGGGUGGAGUGUGUGUUUGCAACUAGCCGGACAGUUAAAGAACUUGAAAGGACUUUUAGAGGAGUGGGCUGGAAUGGGGUAGCGCAAAGUAUAUGGUUUGCAUGAAGGCACCAUGGCAUUGCUGACAUGCAAGAACUGAGAUAGAAAUCGAUAGAAAGACAUACCUGACUGCUGGUAGAAGUAUUUCUUUCAGCAAUACACAUGGUAGGCUUAGUGACAUGUAAUCUAUUCAUUCGUUCCCUUUUCUGUCUUGACACAGAAACGUCAUUGUUGAUGGAAGUCUUUCCAUCAACUGUAGUAAUUAGUGGUGUACUCUAUGUAGGAAGCUUAUGUGUUGAUGGAAGUAUUUCUGUCAGCAAUAUCGAAUGAUUUGUGGUAGAUACUCCUUUCUUACCCUCAUACCUAUUGCCAUCUAUAGCUCUAGGAUGUGUGGGGGGGGGAGAGAGUGAAGGAUUCACUGACAGUUCAAGUCAGUCAGUAUGUGUCUGGGAGAGAUACAUGUGUGUGUGCAAGUCUGUGUUGGGUGUGUGAGGUAGCUUUGGGAUUGCAGUUCUUGUGGAACAAGCAUGCGUGUAUGCGCGUGGUGACUGUGGUUGCAUAUGUAUUUGCUGGGAACCUACACACACACACACACACACACACACACACACACACACAGAGAGAGAGAGAGAGAGAGAGAGAGAGAGAGAGAGAGAGAGAGAGAGAGAGAGAGAGAGAGAUUUGUGCUUUGAAAGGAAGUGGAAGAGGAGGAAAGUCUGCAGUCUAUUGCACGAAAGAGACAUCUUUGCUUCCCUGCUGGCUUGCUGGCUUGGGACAUUGUAUGGGAGAGUUUGUGCAUUUGGGACCGAUGUCGGUUGUGGCCGUCUUGGGACCAGCUGAACCUUGAGUUCUCACUACAUAAGCAGUGGUCUAUAUUAGUGCCAUGCCGCCAGGUUCUACAAGGGAGAACAAGACUUUGUUCCUUACCUGGGACAUUGCAUGGGAGCGUUUGUGGCUUAGGGUUUGUGGCUUGGGGACUGUUGGCAGUGUGAUCCUCUGAAUUCUGAUUUUGUAGAAGUGGUGUGGGCUGCAGCAGUUCUGGAACAGAAAGAAGGGGCCAAGAGCCAACUGUAUUGGUUGUAUGUAUCGUCAUGCACACACACGGUUAACUGUGAGCGCUUUGAUAUUCU